UGAUAUUUCUCUCUCUCUCUCGCAAAUGUCUUUUUGUAUACCUUCUAUUCGUGGUACUGAUCGCCUUGAUCUGUUACAAAAUUGGUACGUGUCUGCUUGAAUCAGCUGAUACGCAUCACACUGGAUGCUUGCAAAGUGACACAGCCCGAUGCAACUUCUAAUUUCAUGCCUUCUUCGAAUUUGUGAAUUAUUUUAAACUAUUUUUGUUUCAUCUUGUGCGUCUCAGAAAAUGAAGUAGAUUAAAUCACUGUGAUUUAGUAACGGCAAAUGGUCUUGGUACCAUUUUGCAAAACGAUUCAUUUCCAAAUUGGUACUGACAACACUGCCCCAUGUCGAACAUUUCAUAUCAUGUACAUGCGUACAGGCUUGGGCUUCCUGGAGAGGGUGAAGCAAAUGCAUCAGAAUGACGCCUUCCUUGGAUGACAGUGGCAGACAUAGUAGCAUUUCUUUGUUUUAAUAAUGUGAGCUAGACAGCACAAAGCUAUAGAUGUUACCUACCAAGUUUCAUGACGAUUUUUGUGCAAUGAUCAAUUUUACUACUGCUUUCAGUCUGCACCAUGCUGUCAUACAUGGUUAGCUAAAGGUUCUGUUCAUGACUGAGUGCAUCUAGUUGUCCAAAGAAAACUUACAGAGCAUGAACAGCAGGGCCUUAUGCCACCGGCCCACUGUUCUUUUUUGUCAGAUUGAAGAGGGAGAGAGGGGUGGAAGGCUGGAAGCAGAUCCUACCUAUUUAAUAAUGUUUUUUGGAGCUCGAUAUUAACUAUUCUUUUGCUUUCAGGUCAUGUCCAGAUAACUUUAAUGGCUUAACCUUGUGUGCUCAAUCUUUCUGACCUUCUACAUGUGUUUCUGGAUCUCUAUCUCUUGGUGGAAUCAAUUCUAUCGCUCUUUCAUCAGAAAGCUUUUUUGCAAGGUUUUAAAACCUUGUGACUGAGGAGUGAGGACUCAACUUGGACUCAGUUGACUCCUGACCUGCUGGUUCAACCUAGUGGCUCUGUCUGUUCUUGACUACUUCAUUUUUGACAGAAGUGUAUAUGUAUAUAUAAACUGCAUCUUUUAUGAUAUGUUUACCAUAAUUACAUUACUAGUAUAUGUAUUUGUAUCUUUUUUUAUGUAAGUGAAAGUUUGAUGCGUAUGCAUAUAAAAAAUGCAAUUUAAUAUAAUUUAAAUGGCAUGUUAUUUUAAUUAAACACAUACAUUAUAUACAUAAUGACUCAAUACAUCAACUUGUAAGUUGUAACUCGACUGACUCUGCUAGAUCAUCCCAUGACUCGGCUGUCUCUUAUCAACUCCUGGUUCUCCAUUUUCUUGACGUGGUUGAUGAAUAAGUCACUGAGUGAGCUGAGGGGAACUCAGUUGACUCAUCUGAGUUUUCAAACACUGAUCUGUGUGCAUAUGCAUGCUUGUCAUCUUAUUUGGCUCUACUAAGUCAACUAAUCGAACACUGUUCAUGUCAGUUGGACAUAAGUACAAGGAUGUUAAUUUUAAAGUGGUAUUUCAUGAACAUGCCCAAAAUCAAGCUGAAAGUUGUUAAUUGAGAAUAACGACCACUGGCUUUCUUGCCAAGAAAAAUGGUGUAGGAACUGAGUGUCUCCUUUUGAGAAAAUACUGUCUUAGGUAAUUAAUUCACCUAACAUGAUUGAAUCUGUUUUCUGGUUCUUGUGAAGCUAUAUCUUGUAGUGGUUCAGAUUCUGUCCCCAGAUUCGUGAAGGAGAAUAUGCCUCAUCACUGUAUUAGUUUCCUAUAUUCGGCCAGAAAUCUCUAGGCCAGAAGACUCACUUUAGUGUGCAUGUCAAGUGCACUUUUGUGGUCCUUGUGAGCGUGUAUAUUUAUUUCCUUCUGUGUUUAACAUUGUCAUCAUAGGACCCAAGGUUGCUUAGUUGGCAAACUGUGUCCAUUGCCAGUUGUAUGCACAUUGGAGGAUGUCAUUGCUACAGGUUCACUGAGUAUAAUUUGACCUAGCUGUUGGACUUUGUUCCUCACAUUUUUACUUUAUUUGGAAAAUAACUGGAUCAUGGCCAUUUCAAAUUUUGGGUAAAUAUAUCAGCCUUGGUAAGGUUAAACAGUUACCUGGAAUCUUAAGGACUUUCUGUUAAGUUUGAGGUUGACCUCUUUCAGCCUAGGUGUAAUUGCAUGUGCACCUAGACUUUGUGAUAGGUCUAAUUCGAUCCAUAAUUUUCUUGCUUCUAUUUCCUGUGAAACACACAUAGUGCCGAGGAAAAAGAAUUUGACUGAAACGCUGGAUCAACGGGUCAUGACUACCUCAUGGCUAGUGUUCUUAGUUUGCAUAACCUAAAAAGAGGGUUUGGUGGCAUAUCCUACUCUUUUAGCAUCAAAGAAAAUCUUUUGGGGGGACGGUUGAGUCAACGAGGAAAGGGAAUUGUUUUGCGGAGGUCAUCUUGAUGUCUGAAAGGGAGGCAUGCAAUUAUUGUGUUUGUGAUCUCGUGUAUGAUGGCAUUCUUGCUAGAGAGGAGUAUCUGGUCUUUUAGUGGGAGAAAGUGUUUAUAUAGAUAAAUAGUGAGUGCGUAAAUUAUUUGGUUAUGCUUAUUGCUUCCCCUUUCUGUUUUCUUCAAUAUAUCCUGCUUGUGUUUUUCAAAUGAACUUAAGGUACUUUUGGCAUGUUCUUUUGUAAUCUUAUAAAUUCACUCACCAGUCUGUUGCUGGUGUUCACGUUAGCAUCCCUAUGGUGUGGAUAUUUCCUUUGCAGUGAAAGGCAGCUGUGGCGCUUCUUCUGAUUUUCCUGGUGAGCAGAACUUCUGGAGGACUGAAGGAAUGAUCAAAUUAUAGACACCAAAAGCGUGUUUUCUUUUUUUUUGAAAGAAAUACAUUUGAAACACGAAAAAUAAGUUAGCCAAAAAAAAAAGAAGGCCAAAACAAAAAAAAAGAGCAAUUUUUUUCGUAUUUUCCCUUUUUUUCUUUUUAGACAUUUUUUUCACCUUUUUUAAUGCCAAACUGCUUGUUUCCAUUUAAAUUUUUUAUUUGCUUAUCUACUUAUUUUUUGAUGUUGUCUUAUUAGUUUCUGAUUUAUUUUAUUUUUCCUAUUUUUUAAGUUUUUUAAAAAAAUUACCAUGUUUUCCCCUUUUUCCCCCUUUUUUUCAAGCUUGCCGUAUUAUACUUGAGAAAAACCUUGCCGCUUAAAAUGCGAAAACGAUAUUCAAAUCCUGCCCUUCCACUGGUGAUCUCCCUUUUAAGUCCCAGGAAAUUCCUCACAAUGCUUUGAUACCUGGAUAGAAUCCAAACCACUGGUUGUUUGCUGCUUCAACAUAUGUUGUCCCUGUAACUAUAAGCCAAUGGGCCACAAAAGAGUUUCAGCCCUGAAAUAUCUGAGGAAAACAAAUUAGAUUGCCCUUGGCAUCCAGAAAAGGCUGUGUAUAUUUGCCAUAACCAUAUCUAUCUGACUGUUUACUUGGACAGCACUUGUUGGAGUUUAAUGACCGGCCAGAUCUUAGCCACGAAGAUCGUGAGAUGCUGAUUGAAGAUCUGGUGAGGGAGAUAACCUCCUUAUGGCUAACAGAUGAAUUGAGGCGUCAGAAGCCCACACCAGUAGACGAAGCCAGGGCAGGUCUACAUAUAGUGGAACAAUCACUUUGGAAGGCUAUUCCACAUUAUCUUCGUCGUGUUAGCAAUGCUUUGAAAAAGCAUACAGCUCGACCACUUCCAUUGACUUGCACACCUAUACGGUUUGGCUCUUGGAUGGGUGGUGAUAGAGAUGGAAAUCCUAAUGUGACAUCAAAGGUUACAAGGGAUGUUGCCUUUUUAUCAAGGUGGAUGGUUGCUGAUCUUUAUAUUCGAGAAAUUGACAGUCUCAGAUUUGAACUUUCAAUGAGCAGGUGUAGCGAUGAACUGGCACAACUUGCCUAUCUAGUCUUAUAUAAAGGAACAACUCAGGAAGACUGGCAUCAUGAGGGUAGGAAUCAGCAAAUGCACGUAGACCAACCAACUUCAGCAUUGCCAACCAAGCUUCCUGCUGGUGCUGGUUUGCCUUCAUGUACAGGGCAUAAUGAUGGCGAUACACAACUCCCCAUACUGCAAUUCCCACGCACUGAUGGCAGAAUUUCAGAGUUGCAGGAAGUUGAAAAGACUCCAACUUCGGUUCUUUUAGCCAAAAAGCCUGUUGGUGUAUCUUCUAGGAUGGGUGAUGACCACUCCUUUGCUGACAGUAACUCUGCAGAUUCUUCUGGUUCUGUACGGCAUGCUGCAACAGGGUCACCAUCUUCGCUAACUUCGGGCCGAUAUGCUUCCUUCGGUUCAAGUCAGUUUAAUGCACAAAAGAAAAUGUUUCCAGAAUCUCACAGCUUUCAGAAGCUUCUAGAACCUAGUCUGCCACAACGCCCUGGCAUUGCUCCAUACAGGAUUGUCCUUGGGGAUGUGAGAGAAAAGCUUAUAAAGACGCGAAGACGUCUGGAGCUUCUACUUGAGGGUCAUCGUUGUGAUUUUGACCCUUCUGAUUAUUAUGAAACAUCCGAACAACUUCUUGAACCACUUCUUCUGUGCUAUGAAUCCCUGCAAUCAUGUGGAUCUGUGACGUUGGCAGAUGGACGCCUAGCAGAUCUUAUCAGGAGGGUUGCUACCUUUGGGAUGAUAUUAAUGAAGCUUGACCUGCGUCAGGAAUCUGGUAGGCAUGCUGACACGCUUGAUGCAAUUACAAAAUAUCUAGAUAUGGGAACAUACAGUGAGUGGGAUGAAGAUAGGAAGCUGGAAUUCCUUACAAAUGAGCUCAGAGGGAAGAGGCCACUUGUCCCCACAAGCAUCGAGGUUUCUGCUGAUGUAAGAGAGGUUCUGGAUACUUUCCGUGUUGCAGCUGAACUCGGGAGUGAGUCAUUUGGAGCAUAUGUGAUUUCUAUGGCCUCCAAUGCUAGUGACGUUUUGGCAGUUGAGCUACUUCAAAAGGAUGCAAGGCUCACUGUCAGUGGGGAGCUAGGCCGAACUUGUGCAGGGGGAACGUUGCGUGUUGUACCAUUGUUUGAGACGGUAAACGAUCUCCGUGGAGCUGGAUCAGUUAUCAGAAAAUUGUUAUCCAUUGAUUGGUAUCGAGAACAUAUCAUUCAAAAUCACAAUGGUCACCAAGAGGUGAUGGUUGGGUACUCAGACUCGGGAAAAGAUGCAGGACGUUUUACUGCUGCUUGGGAGCUAUACAAGGCUCAGGAAGAUGUAGUGGCAGCUUGUGGUGAAUACGGUAUCAAAGUCACUCUGUUCCAUGGGCGUGGAGGGAGUAUUGGUAGGGGUGGCGGUCCCACUUACCUUGCUAUACAGUCCCAACCACCUGGAUCUGUAAUGGGAACUCUUCGAUCAACUGAGCAAGGUGAAAUGGUUCAAGCAAAAUUUGGCCUUCCUCAAACCGCAGUGAGGCAACUAGAGAUUUACACUACAGCUGUGCUACUUGCUACCCUACGGCCACCUCUCCCGCCUCGAGAGGAGAAGUGGAGAAACUUGAUGGAAGAAAUAUCUAGAAUAAGCUGCCAGCAUUACAGAUCUGCUGUAUAUGAGAACAAGGAAUUCCUCAGUUACUUCCAAGAAGCCACUCCUCAGGCAGAGCUUGGUUUCCUUAACAUUGGAAGUCGACCAACAAGGAGAAAAGCCUCAACAGGGAUUGAUCACCUGCGUGCCAUCCCUUGGGUGUUUGCAUGGACCCAGACUAGGUUUGUGUUGCCUGCAUGGCUGGGUAUUGGGGCUGGGCUUCAGGGAGCCUGUGAGAAGGGCUACAAGGAUGACUUGCAGGCCAUGUAUCGAGAAUGGCCAUUUUUCCAAUCCACCAUCGAUCUCAUUGAAAUGGUUCUGGCCAAGGCUGACAUGCAUAUAGCUAAGCACUAUGAUGAAGUUCUGGUUUCUCCCUCCAGGCAGGAGCUUGGCGCACAGCUGAGGAAGGAGCUAUACAACACCGAGAAGCAUAUUCUAGUCGUAACUGGUCAUGAAAAGCUAUCAGAGAACAAUCGCAGUCUCCAGCGUCUCAUAGAAAGCAGGCUUCCUUAUCUCAAUCCUAUCAACAUGCUGCAAGUAGAGAUAUUAAGAAGAUUGAGACAAGAUGAUGAUAACCAUAAACUUCGGGAUGCUUUGCUCAUCACAAUCAAUGGAAUUGCGGCUGGCAUGAGAAACACAGGCUGAGCAUCCCUGUAGACUUGUAGUGCUAUUGUGUUGCCUGCUAUUUAUUUGGACAUUCUCAAUCGCUUUGUUAACUUGGACAACCGCAUCUUUGCUGUUUCAUUAGGAUGAAAUGGUGAUGAUUUAUUAAGCUAUGAGUAGUAAGAAGACUCGGAACAUCA
This is a messenger RNA of Nymphaea colorata (pocket water lily), 6257 nucleotides long. Its product is annotated as phosphoenolpyruvate carboxylase 4-like. Gene Ontology annotation, molecular function: phosphoenolpyruvate carboxylase activity. Gene Ontology annotation, cellular component: cytosol. The record is from RefSeq and is a predicted model, not a curated record. The coding region runs from base 3463 to 6099 and encodes 878 amino acids. Lineage: Eukaryota; Viridiplantae; Streptophyta; Magnoliopsida; Nymphaeales; Nymphaeaceae. The transcript has 17 exons. Gene Ontology annotation, biological process: tricarboxylic acid cycle; carbon fixation.